Molecule: messenger RNA, 2092 nt
Organism: Parasteatoda tepidariorum (common house spider)
Lineage: Eukaryota; Metazoa; Arthropoda; Arachnida; Araneae; Theridiidae
Source: RefSeq, a predicted model, not a curated record
GAAUUAGUCAUGGAAAGUCAUGAAUUUGAAAAUCUAAAAUGUAGCAGAUAUUCUGUAGGUAAUGAGCAGAUUUAAUGAGUUAGUUCGCAGAUUACUAAGGUAGUUUGAGAAAUAAAAUAAAAAAAUUGGCACUUGAAACAAAUCCCCUCGUUAAUCUGCACAUUAACUGAAUAAUUUGUAGAAUAAUUGGUUUUUAUACUUAAGAAGUAAUACCAUGCUGCAAUAUUUCUAAUCUAUUUGUGUCCUUCUGAACUCAUUGUAUUGUCUUAGUAAUAUUCCUUUUUUCUUUCUGCUACAGAAUAGUGGAGUUGUUGCAAAGGCCAGUCGCCUGUUGCAUAUGUGCCAAUUGAAUAGUUCUGUGAUAGCUGGAGCUGUUUUUUAUAAUAGCAGAGCAAUCGCCUCACAGUUUACAGCACAGAUGACAAAUUAUUUAUCUUUAAUGUCGAAUUCCAAUGCAUCAGCACCGGUGAGCAAUGUAUGCCCUACAGUCUAUGACCUACCCCCUGAUGUUCAGCUUAAAUACAUCUUCCUGAGUUCUAAAAUGAUUUCAAAGAUACUGAAGUAUAAUCACACUGUCGCUGGAUCUCGCAUCAGAAUAAAAUCAACUGCAAAAGUGGCUGAAAGGUACAGAUCCUUCCUGAUGUACCAGGACUGUUUGAGUUCCGGAUCGGAAGGUGACGUCGAUUCCGGAAACUGCAGCGAGAAUUUCCCGAAUGCCGACCUGGGCUCGGAAGGGGGGCACCGACAUUCCGUGAGGAGAUCUAAGUUGUCAUGGUCAAGGACUAAAACCUUCUUCAUUAGGCGUUCCAACAUGGUGUUUUGUUGUACUGGUCAUUGGAGGCUGUGGAAGAAAAAAUUACUUAGUGGAAGGAAUCAGAAUUGUCUCAAAUUUAUUUAUGAAGCGAAUCCUGAUGUGGAAGAGAUUGAGACAGAAGACUCUGGAGUCCAUCCUAUAACUGAGUGGAAAAAAGAUCCUAAUCUGUUUCACGAAUCUGGUUCCACGCGUCAAAGUAUCAGUAUGGUAUGCCACAACCAUGCUAAUUUACAAGCCUCAAGUUUUACUUCAAAGCAGAAAGAAAAACACACUAAUUUCAAAGCUGCUUGUGACUUAGAGUUUAGUUGUUUGCUCUGUGCAGACAAAACCACCUCCUUAAACUCCUCGUCUUUGAAACAGUGGAAUUCGGAACAGGACCUAACAUGUUCCACACUUUCUAAAAACUUCAGUUAUUCCACUUUAAAACAUUUGAAUUAUCACUCCACUCUGAUGCCUGAUAAACAGAAAAAAAUUAAUAAUUUUAAGAAAACUAAGAUACAGGUGUUAAAAUGCCGUUCAAGCAAUGAUACGCCACAUUCUCUUAGAACUAAACACCUGUCAGGUGUAUUUCUUCCUAAAAAAAGAAUCACCGAUUCAAGCUGUUCGACAGAGAAUCAGAACAACUACCUCAAAGACUCACUCGAACCGUAUGCAGAAAUUGAAUCCAAUGAUUUGCAAAGAUUUGUAUUGUAUGUGCAGAAAUAUGGUGCGAGCACUUUGCUUUUACUUCUUAGGAAAGGAUAUGAUGAAAAGAUAAUGUCACAUUUGUGGAACUGCGGCUUCAGCAUCCUUCGAGACAUAGAAUACAGUUCUGAGAAAAUCUCUCAGGAUAAUUCCUAUGACAUGGAUUCUUCUUUUUAUAUGCUACUUUAUAACAGUUCACAAAAAGUAUUAAAAGAAUACCCUCACCAUCAGUCUGACAGGGCUAUAGAUAAACAUGCUCGAAGUUCCAUGCAAGCUAUCCAUGCUGAUUUUCAAACAAAUUUUAACAUUCGAGAAUUUCAUCUCUUGUCUGCCUAUCAGAGCAUCCAUGCCUCCCACAAGGACCCCAAUAUCACAUUCUACGCCCAACCAGAAUGCAAUUCCAGGAAAGUGGAUUCUCUCAUGCAUUUAAACAGGAGAUCUAAAAGGAGAUUGGAGAAAAUAUUUAAAAUAUCUCUGUGAUGCUUUCCGCAGGAUUUAGAGUAGAAGAAAAAAUUUGCUUGCCUUAGACUCCAGUUUGCUAAAAGUUAGGUCUAUCUUAUCAUCAUAUUUAUAACAGUCCAAAGUGGGCCAAGG